GCAUUGUGAUGCUUACUAUGACUCGUCUAUUGAUGUUGGUGUUUGGUGUUUUUUGUUGACUGUACUAUUUCGAAAUGGGUGACGUCGAUCUACAGAGGAUGCCAGGGAACGAAGAGUCUAAUAAAGCACCUACUGCAAUGCAGGAAGUCAAUCUGGCACUAAAGGAGUGCGGAUUAGGUGUCUUCCACAUACGACUGUUGUGUACAUCUUUCUUUGGCAUCGCGUGUGGCGUCGCCGUAUUAAACAGCACGCCUUAUAUUUUACCUGUAGCCGAGUGUGAUCUUAAUAUGAGUUUGCUGGAGAAAGGAGUUUUGAACGCUAUGCCGUUCUUAGGUAUGGUGUUAAUAUCGGUGGUCGCAGGUUUUUUAACUGACAUAUUCGGUCGUAAAAAUUUUAUAGUGGGUGGAUUCACUGGACUCUUCGUAUUUACGGUCAUCAGUGGGACGAGCCAAACGUAUUCAGUGCUGGUUGUAUGCAAAUUCUUCGAAGGUUUAUUAUCUGCUACUUCGUUCGCGCCUAUGAUAUCGCUGACGUCAGAGUUUUGUCACAGUGACGUCAGAGAUAGGGUCAUGCUGUUCCAGUCGUCGUUCGCGGCUAUCUCUCAAGUGGCGAUUGCUCUGCAGUCCUGGGGCAUACUAACUCAACACUGGGAGCAGAGUUAUUUUGAAGGAAUUUUUGUACUGCACACUUGGAACUUUUACCUAUUCAUCAUGUCUCUAUGGUCGCUAACGGCGGCGGGCCUGUACGCGUUUCUGCCCGAAAGCCCCAAGUACUACGUAACUCAGAAGCGAUACGACGAGGCGAGGGAUAUACUCAUUAAAAUUUAUAAGCAGAAUACAGGAAAAGAGGCCGAUACUUUCCCCUAUAAUAAUGUUUGGAAGGACAAAAAGACGCAAGAAGUAGAAGAGUCAUCUGUACAUUCUUCAAGCAAAAGCUUUGGACACAUGCUGUCAACAGGUCUAUAUAAUAUCAAACCUAUGUUCCAUAGACCUCGUGGACUGCAUCUAUUACUUUUUUGCACGAUGAACUUUUGCACAAUGCUCUUAUACAACGUAAUAAGGCUAUGGUUCCCUCAGUUAUCUACAAUCGUAGAACACUACAAUAGUGAUGAUAACCAAGAUCUUUGCGUUAUGAUAGAUGCGUAUACUAAUGACUUGAGCGCUAGGAGCUUGAAUGUUACAAUUAACGAAGUUUGUGUACCGACAGUCAGUGGAAAAGAAACAUACAUAAACACCGUCAUAUUGGGCUCCAUAUGUAUAGCACCCUACAUCAUCACCAGUGUGUUGGUAGGCAAGGUCGGGAAGAAGAAUCUAUACAUAGCCUGUUCACUGAUCACUGUGGGUGCGACUCUUGGACUAAGAUGGGCGAGCUCUAGGAUCGGAGUCGUGGCUUUGUUCUCUUUUGACGUGUCUAUCGCUCAAAUGGCGAAGAGUCUUAACCAAGCUCUCGUCGUGGAGCUAUUUCCAACAACUAUGAGAACUCUUUCCGUAGCAAUGGUUAUGACGGUGGGUCGUAUAGGCAGUUUGGUCGGAAACGUCCUUUUUCCGGUACUGCUGAACAUGGGAUGUGUUGUCCCUUUCUACACUUUAACAGGGAUUAUGAUUGGUACCACAUUACUAAGUUUAGUGACACCAGUGAAGAAAACGUGAUUUAUUUUAGAAUAAACAAUUAUUUUU
Messenger RNA from Bicyclus anynana (squinting bush brown), 1676 nucleotides. RefSeq names its product synaptic vesicle glycoprotein 2A. NCBI's taxonomy places the organism in Eukaryota, Metazoa, Arthropoda, Insecta, Lepidoptera, Nymphalidae. The transcript has 10 exons. Gene Ontology annotation, biological process: transmembrane transport. Gene Ontology annotation, molecular function: transmembrane transporter activity. The coding region runs from base 75 to 1649 and encodes 524 amino acids. The record is from RefSeq and is a predicted model, not a curated record.